This is a messenger RNA of Myotis lucifugus (little brown bat), 2002 nucleotides long. RefSeq names its product cathepsin O (gene CTSO). Gene Ontology annotation, cellular component: lysosome. The transcript is spliced from 8 exons. Bases 20 to 985 code for a protein of 321 amino acids. Gene Ontology annotation, molecular function: cysteine-type endopeptidase activity. The record is from RefSeq and is a predicted model, not a curated record. Lineage: Eukaryota; Metazoa; Chordata; Mammalia; Chiroptera; Vespertilionidae.
CCGGGGCCUGGGCUCGGGCAUGGAGCUGCGGGCGCUCUGGCUGCUCUGCUGGUGCGGGUGCUGGUGCUACGGCGGAGGCCACGGAGCCGGUCCCAGUGCCACCUUCACCCGGACGGGACCGCGGAGCCGCGAGCAACAGGCAGCCGCCUUCCGGGAAAGUCUUAAUAGACAUCGAUACUUGAAUUCUUUAUUUCCUAGUGAAAAUUCCACUGCCGUCUAUGGAAUAAAUCAGUUUUCAUAUUUGUUUCCUGAAGAAUUUAAAGCUAUUUAUUUAAGAAGCAAAACUUCUAGAUUCCCCCGCUACUCCCCGAAAGGGCCAAUGCUCAUCUCCAACAUGUCUUUGCCAUUAAGAUUUGACUGGAGAGAUAAGCAUGUUGUGACACAAGUGAGAAACCAGCAGGCGUGUGGAGGAUGCUGGGCCUUCAGUGUGGUAGGGGCAGUGGAAUCGGCAUAUGCAAUAAAAGGGAAGCCUUUGGAAGACCUAAGCGUGCAGCAGGUCAUUGAUUGCUCAUAUAAUAAUUACGGCUGCAAUGGAGGGUCGACUUUUAAUGCUUUGAACUGGCUAAAUAAGACGCAAGUAAAACUGGUGAGAGAUUCAGAAUACCCAUUUAAAGAACAGAACGGCCUGUGCCAUUACUUUUCUGAUUCACAUUCUGGAUUUUCAAUCAAAGGUUAUUCUGCACAUGACUUCAGUGACCAAGAAGACGAAAUGGCAAAAGCACUCCUUACCUUUGGUCCUUUGGUAGGGAUAGUAGAUGCAGUGAGCUGGCAAGAUUAUCUGGGAGGAAUAAUACAGCAUCACUGCUCUAGUGGAGAAGCAAAUCAUGCUAUUAUCAUAACUGGGUUUGAUAAAACAGGAACUACUCCAUAUUGGAUUGUACGGAACUCAUGGGGAAGUUCCUGGGGAGUGGAUGGCUAUGCCCGUGUGAAAAUGGGAAGUAAUAUUUGCGGUAUUGCAGAUUUUGUUUCUGCAGUAUUUGUAUGAUUAAUUGAUCGGAUCAAGAGACAACUACCAAAAUGAAGGUUCCUAAUGAAAUAUAGCAUGGUACUUCAUUCUCAACAUUAUUCACCUUUAGGUUUUAGCAACUAACCACAACAGGUUCUAGGGCCUAGUAGAAUUUAAGCCGAGUUACGGCAUGUCCCCUUCUUAUAAAGAGAUGGGCAACAUAGUCAGUAGGAAGAACACCAGCACCAUGGCCUGGGAAACAGUUUCCUACUCCGGAGUGAAUGUUAGUUUAAGAUAUUUUAGGUCUCUUUACUUUGAAGAGGCUAUUAUCUGGUUUUGUUUAAUUGCUGUUAUUGUUUGUUUUUUACUUGUUUAUUUUCAAUGUCAUUAAAGAGCUGAUAAGAAUUUAUUUUCCUUGUGAGAUAUAAUUACUGCCUUAGCUUACCCCUACAUACAAGAACAGCCAACCUAAAGUCAUGUGUGCCUCUCACAAUUAUACUCUUAGCCCUCUGAGGUGAAAUGUCAUAAGGAUUUUGAAAUACCAAUAGCUUUACCUCAAAAAAUAGUAUUUACUCCUUGAAUUGUAGAAAGAUUGUGAAGUAAAAAACAAAAGGACAAGAUCACUUUUUAAGAGAUGGAAAUUAAAUGACAAUAAAUUAUAUGGCAAUUAUGUGAUAAGAAGAACUCAACUAGCAUCGCCUGAGAAAAGAUUAUUAUUUCGCAAUUUUCAUUGUCAAUAUAGGAUUCCAAUAGACUUCAUUUCCUUACUUUGAUCUCUUUAUAUUGAAGGACAAUGUUUUCUUCCACAUUUUCCUACUCUCUUUUUCUUGCUCUUUACUGGGCCACUCCUAAAUUCUCCUGGUGGAUUGACUUCCCCGGCUAAGAAGUCUUUAUUUCUUUUGAUUCAUCUAAGCCACCAACAUCGGGCGCUCACCUUUCUCUUCCUCCCAUUGUUUGUAGGCAACACCCCUUUCAAAGUCUACUGCCAUUAAUCUGGGGUAUUAGCCAGAAUGUGAGUUUCUCAGGCUCUCUGUUUUGUGUGGUGUGUGUGUGUGU